Molecule: messenger RNA, 1114 nt
Organism: Andrographis paniculata
Lineage: Eukaryota; Viridiplantae; Streptophyta; Magnoliopsida; Lamiales; Acanthaceae
Product: V-type proton ATPase subunit E-like
Exons: 6
Coding region: 98-784 (228 amino acids)
Biological process (GO): proton transmembrane transport
Cellular component (GO): proton-transporting two-sector ATPase complex, catalytic domain
Molecular function (GO): proton-transporting ATPase activity, rotational mechanism
Source: RefSeq, a predicted model, not a curated record
ACUCGAUCAAUAACCGCACCCUUUCUGAUUCGUGCGAGAAUUCUCCAGAGUGCAAAAUCCAGAAUUCGAUUCACCGGAGGCCGAUCCGCAUCCGAAGAUGAACGACGCCGACGUUUCCAAGCAGAUCCAGCAGAUGGUCCGUUUCAUCCGCCAAGAGGCGGAGGAGAAGGCCAACGAGAUAUCCGUUUCCGCCGAAGAGGAAUUCAAUAUCGAGAAGUUGCAGUUGGUGGAAGCUGAGAAGAAAAAGAUCAAGCAGGAGUAUGAGCGGAAGGAAAAACAAGUUCAAAUCCGAAGGAAAAUUGAGUACUCUAUGCAACUGAAUGCUUCCCGGCUCAAGGUUCUUCAAGCUCAGGAUGAUUUAGUGAAUGAAAUGAAGGAGGAAACAUCGAAGCAGCUUUUGAAUGUUAGCGGUGAUUCUAAUUACAAGCAGCUCCUGAAGAAUCUGAUUGUUCAGGGGUUGCUCAGGCUUAAAGAGCCGUCUGUGUUACUGCGCUGCCGGAAAGAGGACUUAGCCUUGGUGGAUUCUGUCCUGCAGUCCGCUAAGGAUGAGUAUUCCGACAAGGCAAAGGUUCAUGCACCUGAGAUCAUAGUUGACAAUGUCCACCUUCCACCCGCUCCUUCUGAAAGGAAUGAACACGGGCCUUCCUGUUCGGGAGGCAUAGUGUUGGCUUCUAGGGAUGGGAAAAUUGUGUUCGAGAACACUCUCGAUGCUAGGCUGGAUGUUGUAUUCCGCAAAAAGCUGCCAGAGAUCCGCCGGAGCCUCUUUGGUCAGACUGUUGUUUAAAUGUUGGAAUCGCACUCCUUGUAUGUAUUACGAUCUUGUGUUAGUUUGGUUAUUUUGUUCUUUUUGCGAUAUUCACUCUUCUCCUGCCUAGCUGUUUCCGAGUUCCUGGGUAGCAGCAGCAGCAGCAGCAGCGGCGCACACUCAUUGUUACCCUGUGCUUUAUUCUGUCAAAACUGCCGGCUCAGGUGACAUUGCUCGAUUUUCUUGUUUUUAAGUGGCAUCUCUAUUUAUUCCAGUUUGCUUUUCUACAAAUAAUUAUGUUGAGAGAUGUCCGGACAAUGCGUGUGACAAUAAAUCACAUCGAGGGAGGGAAUCGAUGUUAUUUGAAUU